Ceratosolen solmsi marchali is the source of this 421-nucleotide messenger RNA. RefSeq names its product mitochondrial ribosomal protein S14 (gene mRpS14). Gene Ontology annotation, molecular function: structural constituent of ribosome. NCBI's taxonomy places the organism in Eukaryota, Metazoa, Arthropoda, Insecta, Hymenoptera, Agaonidae. Gene Ontology annotation, cellular component: mitochondrial small ribosomal subunit; ribosome. Gene Ontology annotation, biological process: translation. The transcript is spliced from 3 exons. The record is from RefSeq and is a predicted model, not a curated record. The coding region runs from base 1 to 387 and encodes 128 amino acids.
AUGGCAGUAAUAUUUACUGCUAUAUCGAGAAUGUGCAAUAAUUCUACAGUAAUUAAAUUUGGGUUACAGCAAGUAAGAAGUUUAUAUACAAAACCGAAAACACUUAGAGAUAUUAAAAGAAGAAACCUUGUGAAAGAAUUUGCUGUUACAAGACUACGAUACGUUGCCAUGAAAAGGAAUAACAUUUUACCCAAGUCUAUACAAGACUUAGCUAGCGAAGCUUUUAACGAUAUUCCUCGACAAUCAGCUCUUAGGCAAUUGACACCUCGCUGUGUUAUAACUUCAAGAGCAUAUGGCACUGUUCACAGAUGGAGGCUUUCCAGAUUUGUUUUUCGACACUUAGCUGAUUAUAACAAACUUUGUGGUGUUCAGAGAGCAAUGUGGUAGUUCUUUUAUAAAACGAUCAUAUUUUAAUAAAUUA